GUGGAUACCCUUUUCAGCUUUCAGCUCGAGCAGAGUAGCUGUUAUUUUUUCCAGUAUAGCAGAUAUGGACACAGAGCGCCACUAUGCAGGACCAAAACUUGACCAUAAAGCCUCCAAUGAAUAUGUCUGUUGAAGAGCAGGCCCGCAUGCUCAGCUUCUGAGCAGUUCCUGGACUGCGUACUGGACGGUGUAGUGGCAAAACCGGACGUGAGAAUGGGAAAGCUCAGCGGUCAGGUCUGAGAGCCUGCCCCCAGACUCACUCACAUGCUGAGGGCUAUAAGCGAGGGAAUAGUGGUUAAAUAUAGCUUAGCAGAGCAGCACAGCCUACAAGUUCUCACUGCGGGAGAACAAUCACAGAGUGGGCGCGCACAGUGCUCAGUGGACUCCUAGCAAAGCUACAUCUUUUAUUAAGCUGAAGAACCUCUAUUGUUGGAACAGAGUUAUAGGUUUUCUCGAAGGAGACACUAUUGUGCUGCCUCCUCUGCAUUCUGUCCUUUCUCGGCAGCUAGCGUGACUCCCUCUGGCUCUUGCUCUCUUUACAGUCUCUCUCACAGACAUAGAUAAGGGCUUUCUGCUACCCUCCCAGCUGCUGCUUCUUUGGUUAGCUCAUGGCCUGAAAGGAGAGAGAGCGGGAGCGCGAGAGUGAAUGUGUUUAGACACCUGUUCUGUGUAACAUUACAUUACCUUUGCGACUUCACUUGGUGAACUGGAGAGAGUGUUGUGGGGAACCACUGUGCAUCUGCUCUUUGAUGUUGCUAGUUGUUCUGAUGGAAUGCUAAUGAGAAGAUACCAGGAACCUCUUUAGCAAGGACCUUACUUCUAUCAAAGGAUUAUCUUCACUGAAGGCUCAGGGACCAUUGUGGAGGCAACAUGAGGUCCAAAAGCAAUGGAGUGGACAGUCCAGCCAACGGGGUCCUGGUGGUCCCUCAUGCAAUACAUGAGAUUGGUGAAGAAGAGGUGGGUGAGGAGAAGCUGCUGGCUACUGAGAAAAAUAUGAAGGCCAAAGUUCAACAGAAGGAUGAUGAAGAGAAGCUUCAGUCAGAAACUGAUGACAACUCCACAAAGAAAGAUGACCAAAAACUAGGCCUGAAGGAUCUGUCUAAAGAGGACCUUCUUAAGUUGCUGGGAAUCAUGGAGGGAGAGAUUCAGGCGAGAGAGGAUGUUAUACGGCUGUUGAGAUCUGCGCUCAGUCGCCCAGAGGUGCUAGAGUCUCGUUAUGGCUCAGCAGGUCCCACCAAACCCCUUCAGGCCCUGCAGAGAGACGGACUGCUCAUCAACAUCCGCACACACCACGAUGACGUGUAUGAAAAGCCUAUGGCAGAGCUGGACAAGCUUCAGGAUAAGCAUAGGGAGACGUAUCGGCGCAUGCUGGAGCAGCUGCUACUGGCCGAGAAAUGCCAUCGACGUACUGUUCAUGAGCUGGACACUGAGAAACGCAAGCACGUAGACUACAUGAACAAGAGCGAUGACUUUACCAAUCUUCUGGAACAAGAGAGAGAAAGAUUAAAGCUGUUGCUGAAGCAAGAGAAAGCGUACCAAGUACGAAACGAAAAGGAGCACUCUAGACGACUGCAGAAAGUUCGUGGAGAGCUGAUCAAGUUGAAGUCUUUUGCGCUCAUGUUGGUGGAUGAGCAGCAACUCCACCUGGAGCAGAUUGACCAGCAAAGCCAGAAGAUCCAAGAACUUCUCCAAAAACUCCAGGAGAAAGAAAAGAAGCUGAGCGAAGUUGAGGCCAAAGCAAAGGAGGACAGCCAGAAGCUCUUGAACCUUGAGGUUGAGCUAGAGGUCAGGACUUCCAAGUUUGCACGCCAGCAUGACGAGAUGACAGCUAAACUGGCCAACCAUGAGACUCAGCAUAGGCAGCUGUGCCAGAAACAGGCAACUCUGUCACAGAAAAUUGAGGAGCUGGAAGAGACGAAUGCUAUUCUGCAGAAAUCAGCAGUGGAGCUACAGGAGCUGCGUGAUAAAAUAAGCAAGGGGGAGUAUGGCAACUCAAACCUGAUGGCGGAGCUGGAGAACUUGCGUAAGAGAGUCUUGGAGAUGGAAGGCAAGGAUGAAGAGAUCACCAAAGCUGAGUCUCAAUGCAGUGAGCUGAAGAAGAAACUCCAGACUGAGGAGAUCCACAGCAAGGAGAUAAAACUGGAGGUGGAAAAGCUACAAAAGAGGAUGGCGGAGCUUGAGAAGCUGGAAGCAGACUUCAGUUUGGGCAGGACUGAAUGUGCCCAGCUGCAGAAUGCUCUGGAGAAAGAAAAAAGCCUGACGAAAGAACUGGCAGAGGAGCUAGUGACAGUUAAAAUUCGCAUGAAAGAACUAGAAACAUCUGAGCUGAAAAUGGAGAAGGCAGAGCUGGCUCUGAAAGAGGAGCUGAUGAAGCUCAAGUCAGUCACUGUAAUAAUGGUUAAUGAGCGCAAGAACAUGGCAGAAAGAAUAAGGUCUGAGGAAAAGAAGAUAGAGGAUCUGGAAAAAUUGUUUAAGGCAGAACAGGAGAAGGUUAUGGAGGUCACUGAGAGGUUGAUAGAAGAGAGUAAAAGACUCCUAAAGCUGAAAUCUGAGAUGGAGGCAAAAAUAACCACCUUGGUCAAAGAGAAAGAUGAGCUGAAGGUCAGGCUUACAACCGAGGAAGAUAAAUGUAAAGAUUUAAAUUCCAAGGUUUGUGUGAUGAAACAUGUUAAUGAUGAGGUGAAAGAUGAAGAAAAUGAUUCUACAAAAAAGAUGUUAAGCAAAGAAGUGGGUAGUGCUAUAAAUUCAAGUAGAAAGGAUGAAAAUAAGAUAAUAGAACUAACUGUGGAAAUUGAAAGGUUGAGAAAUCGUCUCAAGCAGCUCGAGGUUGUUGAGGGAGAUCUGAUCAAGACAGAGGAUGAGUAUGAUAUGUUGGAGAAGAGGUUCAAGAGUGAGCAGGAAAAAGCAAAUUCCCUCUCACAGCAGGUAGAAGAAAUGAGGAGUCAGAUUGCUUUGAGCAAGGUAAUAGAGAGAGGAGAGGCGGUUAGUCAAGAGGCAGAGUUACGGCGGCGGUGCAAACUGGAAGAGGCCAAAAACAGAGACUUGCAGGCAGAUGUUCAAGCUCUCAAGGAAAAGAUCCAUGAGCUCAUGAACAAGGAGGACCAGCUUUCACAGCUUCAGGUGGACUACUCUGUCCUACAACAGAGGUUCCUUGAAGAGGAGGACAAAAAGAAGAGCAUGAGCAAUGAGGUUCUGAAUCUUACCAAAGAACUUGAGGUCACUAAACGCUACAGUCGAGCUUUGAGGCCCAGCAACAAUGGAAGGAGAAUGAUGGAUGUUCCAAUGAUGUCCACAGGAGUGCAAACUGAUGCUGUUGAAAAUGAAACAAAUGAUGAUGAGGACACACCUGCUGUGUUCAUCAAGAAGUCUGUCCAAGAAGAGAACCACAUAAUGAGUAGCCUUCGUCAGAGAAGCCUUAAGAAGCCUGCUGAAAGACCACCAGUCCGUGAACUCUACCCCUCAACGGCUAGUGAUCUUACUCUCAAGAAGUCUUGGAUUCCGUGGAUAAGGAAGAAAGACAGUCAUAGCCAGAGUGCUUUGGAAAAGUCUGUACAUAUAAAUGGAGAUUCUAUACAUUCUGAAAUUAAAAUGACCCCAAAGCAAGGCCAGCCGUUACACAUUCGAGUGACUCCUGACCACCAGAACAGCAAGACAACCCUCCAGAUUAGCAGCUCUCCUGCAGAGAACAUCUUCAGCAGUGCCAUAGUCACACCCGCACAGGGUGUUCAGAAGCCGCGAAUAACAAUCAUUCCCUCCACGGCUGUUUCGCCAAAUGAGAGAGCCAGAGAGCCAAGGUGUCCAGAGAGAGCCAAAUCUCCAAUGACCAUCACAACUAUCUCAAGAGCCAAGUCCCCUGAGAGCAUGAAAGCUGACAGGUCUACGUCGCCCUCAUCCCUCAUGUCAGUUAGCACCUCCACACUGUCAGAUGUAUCCAGCUCCCCUGAGCCUCAGGAAAUGAUCACAGGCAGGGCUGUAUUUAAAGUGACUCCUGAGAAAAGAAUGGUGCCCACACCCAUUAAAAAGACUAAUUCAAAUGCUAAUAUCAUCACCACAGAUGACAACAAGAUUCACAUUCACUUAGGUUCACAGUUCAGAAAGCCCUCUGAAAGCAACAGCUCUGUGGUCAUGGUGAGACCUGUCGCGGUAGCGGCUGAGAGCAAAGAACUUUCUACAGGCACCGUGCUACGUUCACCACGCCAUGGCACCAUCAGCAAAGCAACAUCAAACAAAGUGACAAGCAGCCUCACCAUCACGCAGGUCACUACAGCACCACCCAGACCAACACUUUCUGUGCAGCCUGUUAUGGACCCCCAAGCUCCUCGAUCUGGGCUCACUCGCAUUCCUAUGUCUCGGGGCAUGAAAACUGGGAAGGCUGUACUUGGGGCACUAGGCAUUACCACCAGUGUGAAGAUGGAAUCAAAAGCAGAGAGUCAGGCCAUGCGAAUUGAGAUGAAGAAAUCGCCUAUUGGCAGUGCCACUCUUCAGGGUGGCGGCAAAGGCUGAAAGUGCUCAUAAUGACAAAAAGUUCCACAAGUUGAAAUUUAGGGUUUGCAAAUAGUCUGAGCCAUGAUAAAAAAAAAAAAACUAAAAAAAACAACAAAACAGUGGGUCAGAAGAUGGCUCCUUCAUUUUAGAUGGCUUAUGGGAAUUGCCUGCACAGUUCAGUUCCAUAUCAAAGCAGAGCAAUUUUUCAUAGGUGAUCGGACAAUGUAUACAAUUGUAAAUACAGACAAUGUCUGGGUUGUCAUUGCUGUUUUUCUCCUCCUUUUUUUUUUUUUACAUCAAAUAAAGAAUCAUAUUAUGCAAAAGAACAAACUUUUGCUCCAUAAAGGAGCUACACUGUUGUCACUCUUACCAGUAGCAAACCUGAGCCUGACUUUCAUCUAUGGAUUCUUAGCAUAUGAUAGAAGAAGAUCUGCAGUUUUCUUAUGCAGUAGGGUCAACUUUAGAUAUCCUCUGGAAAAUGUUAGAUGCAGAGGUGGUAGUUUUGCUUGCAGUGCCACUACUAUGAGUUAAGGGAAUUAAUGAUAGGCUCACAUAGUGGGCUUCGUUCAGUGUUGUAUAUGUGUUGGUUAAUGUUUUUACUAAGGCCAAGCUUCUUAAUGUGUAACAAAUGUUUUUACUAUUGUUUAUAAGAUAAUUGAAAUAAAAUGUUUUUUUUUUUCUUUUAA
Molecule: messenger RNA, 5171 nt
Organism: Colossoma macropomum (tambaqui)
Lineage: Eukaryota; Metazoa; Chordata; Actinopteri; Characiformes; Serrasalmidae
Product: filamin-A-interacting protein 1
Exons: 7
Coding region: 871-4503 (1210 amino acids)
Source: RefSeq, a predicted model, not a curated record